AUGUUCUUCAAACAAUACAACUACAAGCCCCGCACGGGCAGCUGGUCGUCACAAUCCUCAUCCAGCGUGGCCGGCAGCUCGCCCAAGGAUGAAAUGCGAACUACUUCCUCAGAAACCACCGGACCCGCAGCCAGUGCGGGGGCCGCGGGCAGGAGACGGUCCAGUGCCUCAGCCUCCGAUAAAUUCGCAGGCCUUAUGGCCAUGAAACGUGGAAGUCAAGACGAACGCAAAUCCUCUUGGGCAGAGCAGAAGCCCGGUCAAUCGGGGAUUUUGAGCGGGAUGUGGAAUAGUUAUACCAAGGGAACCUCCUAA
Molecule: messenger RNA, 312 nt
Organism: Rhinocladiella mackenziei CBS 650.93
Lineage: Eukaryota; Fungi; Ascomycota; Eurotiomycetes; Chaetothyriales; Herpotrichiellaceae
Exons: 2
Coding region: 1-312 (103 amino acids)
Source: RefSeq, a predicted model, not a curated record